AUGGCCGAAGGGAUUGACACUUUGCAAUCCCUGUACUCUCGCUCGGGGAGGUCUUUUUCCGACGGCCCUUCUUCGAAUGCAGCGGGUGGGUCUCGUCGUAUUGCUCGACGAGACCAAGGACAUCAACGAUCAUCUGGGCACGAGGCUCCCAGCUGUCCCACGCCGGUGGAUAGCCACGCCAGCGGACGAGGUUACUCGUCCGGACGCCAUUCACAUCGCGGUGGUUCAAAAUACGCCCCACUUGGAAUCGUUGACCACCGCUUGAGUCCACCAAAGGAUGUUGUGGCGGCGGGAACACCUGAUCCGGCUCGAGGAUCGGAUCAGCUUGGUGUUAAAGAGAUGAACCGUGUACCGGAACAGCUGCAAGAUGACCUGACUCACGAACACACUCGGCGUGUUGGCUUGAGGAUCUUGUAA
Messenger RNA from Peronospora matthiolae, 417 nucleotides. The record is from the annotation of a GenBank genome assembly. NCBI's taxonomy places the organism in Eukaryota, Oomycota, Peronosporomycetes, Peronosporales, Peronosporaceae.